CCAAAGCUAAACCUCUAGAUAUAUUUACCAAAGCUAGCGUAAGAUGUCCAAUCACAUGCCAAUCUAUAGUCAGGUAGUACCAAAAUCACAAUAUCGAAAACCGAAACCGGUGAGCACCCGAGAACGCCCCCAAAACUUGGCACGGACCGAUUUCGACCCCCUCAACUAUAACAACGGGGGCAACUUCCAACUUCUCAACGCUCCUCUGGAGGUGAAAAUGGAUAAAGAGAAGAAGGAGAGGAGGGUGGAGAGGGAGAGGGAAAGGGGGGAGAGAGGGGAAAGGGGGGAGAGAAGAAAGACGCAACGAGCGGAGACGAAUGAUGGAAAGGUGGAGGCAUAUUUGAGGCAAAACCAAGUGAGCAUAAGACAGCAGCAACACAGACACUCGGCGGUGAGGCAAGCCGAACACAGAGUCAAUUUGAGAUCUCUACCGCUAAACGAGAACGCGAUAUCUCGCGAUCGCGGCCACGACAGAACACCAACCGAACGGCACCGAGGUUUCGAGAGAGAGCGGGACAGGGAACGGGAGAGGGAGCAUCGGCGCGAGAGAGACAAGGACAGGGAUAGAGACAGGGAACGUGAUGAGUUUGAUGGUUUUCUUGAGCGUGAAAGAGAGAGAGAACCGAGAGAGCACCGGCGCGAGCGAGACAAGGACAGAGAUAGAGACAGGGAGAGGGAUUUGGAGUUCGAUGCAAUCCCUCUAACCCCACCGUCGUCGCGACCAGUUCGCAAAUCAUCAUCAGCGCACCGCGUCUCCGAGACUAUAUCCGCAGACAAGAGGAGGUUUUUCUGUCGCGAGUGGGCGUUUCAAAAAAUAGCACAUUGUCUGGAGCAGCGACCCGCUAGCAAGGCGUGUGGGGCGCUUAUUUUGGGGGACGCCGGCAGUGGCAAAACUGCGCUAUGUCAGGAGCUAAGCGAUCCCGGUCAAGGUCCACAGGCUCGCCAACAGAGGGCGCUGAACAGAAGACUACUGGCCAGGCAUUUCUUACAAGGGCACAGCGAAAGCAGCCUUCGUCCAGGCGAAUUCAUCCGCUCCCUGGCUAUGCAGAUUUUGAGCCAAUCGUCGCGCCGCCCCCGCGCUGACACGAGCGAGAGAGAUGCAUCUCCGAGGGACUGUGACGGACGCAAUUCCGAAGAACGUUUUAUCAGCAAGUUCCAAGAGCUUGGUGACGAUGGCGAAGAAAGCUGUAAACCUCUCCUGGCUGAUAGCGAAGACCAACGAACGGACGAAGAAGAUGGCGGCGGGCGGCGCGCGCGCACGAUCGAUCGCAUCCACGAGCGAGAAACGUAUACAGACUCUAUGGCCGAUACUAGCGCUGACAAUGUGCCAGAAAUCCUACCCCGUUCCAGCGUAAAAACCACCAACCCUUUCGCAACAGACGAAAAAGAGAACCCCCUAUACGAAAACCACGAAAACGUGUUCCUACGCAACAUUUCCCAACGCCAAUCCAAAGAAAUACGCAACUCAAGAUUACUUCGUCAAAGCUCAGAACCGCUUAAUGAGAAAAAACCCAGCGCACUACAGAAAUCUUUAUCUACAGAGCAGAAAACUGAUAGUAACAGCGAAAACGAAAAAUCUAAUAGCCCUCCUAAAUCGAGAAUACCAGUGGCCAACUUCAAAUAUCCAAAUAAGAGUGAGCUUAAACCUAAUUCUGUUGAAAACUCGCCGCAAAAAUCUAAAGAAGUCAAAGAGUUGCCUGAAUAUCAGAAUGUUUUAGAACGUGAGAAAAAAGAGGAUGAUCCACCGCCGAUACCUUCUUUACCAGUCAGUCCAAGGACUUUAAUAGCAAAUGCUUAUUAUGAUAAGUUAUUAUCGGAACCGGAGAUACAGCAAGCGUUAUUGCCUCACAAUUUGGAGAAGAAUCCGGAUGAAUGCUUUAAGAAGGCUUUAUUAUUCCCGCUGCUGGAGAUAGAUCCGCCGAAGCAGUGCUUAUUUUUGUUGGUGGACGCUAUUGACGAAGGACUAAAUGAGAAUCCGGGUGAGUGCUUUAAGAAGGCUUUAUUAUUCCCGCUGCUGGAGAUAGAUCCGCCGAAGCAGUGCUUAUUUUUGUUGGUGGACGCUAUUGACGAAGGACUAAAUGGACAACCGCCAGAGCGAGACAGCACGACGGAGUCCCGUACUGUUGCCGCUCUCCUCUCUCGCCACCAGCACCUGUUCCCUCAGUGGUUGCUGCUCGUCUGCUGCGCCAGGAGACAAAGCAAGAGUCUCACCAAGAUGUUCACAGGAUUCAGGAAGAUAACUUUGGAUGAGCUCCAGCGAGCUCACGUGUCGGCUGACGUUCAGAGAUAUGUACUGUCCAGACUAGAUACGGAGCCUAGACUCAGAGCGCGCGUGUCGCACGACGCCACCGCCGCCGCGGCCGCCGCGGCCGCGCUCGACCACCUCAGGAUCAAGAGCGACGGCUGCCUUCUGUAUCUAGAGAAGGUGUUAGAUGGAGUGGCGGAUGGCUUCAUAGCGCUCCGCGAAAUCAAAGAAAUACCAGGCACGCUCAACGGGUUGUAUCUAUGGCUGGCCCAGCGGCUAUUCCAUGGACGGCGAUUUACUAAGGUCCGUCUACUACUAGACGUAUUGCUCGCGGCCCGCUGUGGUGUCACUGAAGAAAUGCUCUACAAAUGUCUACUCACUAAAGAGUACAGUGUUACUAGAGAGGAUUUCAAUAGACGCCUGCAUUUGCUUAGAAGGAUACUAGUGAUGGAGCGUUCCACCGGCUACCUAUCCAUCUUCCACCACUCGUUCGCCGUGUGGCUGUUGGACGUGAAGCACUGCACGCGGCGAUACCUCUGCUGCCCUGCGGAUGGACAUGCUGCCCUCGCCAUGUAUUACACGCUAUUGGCUAAAAGAUUGAGCGCUCUGGAAAUACACAACUAUGUGUUCCACAUGACUAGUUUGGAACAACAUAUGGCCGCACAAAAGAAAAAGACUAAUAAUGACCAAGAGGAAGUGAUAGAUCUCCACACACUAGUACUUUUAUGGGUACUGGAUUCGGGCUGCGACGUGGAGUCGGCGUUGCGAAGAGAAAACGAUACUAUGCGACAACUAGAGACAAUUGACACUCAGAAAACAGAAAGUAAACCCGAGGAUAAAGAAGGCGACCCAGAGUCCGAAGGCAAGGAUUCCAUUUCCGACCCCUCGGCCCUAGAGUCCAUCAUGCCGGAGCUAAUAUCAGGCAACACAGACGCAAGGUGGCCCCACGACAGACGCGUACUUCGCGCGCUAUUAGAACUGAGCCGCUCUGAUUCUGCCCCAGGAGAGACUACCGAGGAAAUACCUGAUUUGGUAAGUUGCCACACAAAGGCAAGGUGGCCCCACGACAGACGCGUACUUCGCGCGCUAUUAGAACUGAGCCGCUCUGAUUCCGCCCCAGGAGAGACUACCGAGGAAAUACCUGAUUUGCUCUCUCUGGACGUGCCUCUUGAAACAGAAGUUCUGGCGCCGGACGUAGAGUCCGUAGAGCCGAUCGCCGUUGAUCCGAACGCUGUCUUUGAAUUAGCGACCAGAGGAGAGGACGACACUCUCACGGCUUUGCUAAAGCGCUGCCCAGAGCUAGCACUAGUAACAGACGCGACGGGCGGCACCGCGUUGCACGCCGCAGCACGCGCCGGUCGCGCGUCAACUUGUUGCGUAUUAUUACGCGCCGGGGCCCGGCCUGACGCCCCCGACGCGGACGCUUGGAGCGCGUUGAGGGCUGCGGCAUGGGCGGGACAUACUGAGGUGGUUGAGGCUCUACUCGAGUUUGGAUGUGACGUGGAUUGCGUUGAUGCAGACAACAGGACAGCUUUGAGAGCGGCCGCCUGGUCGGGCCACGAAUGCGUCGUAUCGCGUUUACUGGCGGCGGGCGCGGACCCGGACAAGGCGGACGCGGAGGGCCGCACGCCGCUCAUAGCGGCCGCUUAUAUGGGACAUGCCGAUAUUGUUCGAGCGCUGCUGGACGCUGGGGCGAGCGUCGACCAUGCUGACGAAGAUGGUCGCACAGCACUGUCAGUAGCGUCUCUCUGCGCCUCGGGAGCGGCUUGCGCGGCGCUGCUGUUAGAGAGGGGCGCUGACGUGUCCCGCUGCGACCGGGACAGAGCCACUCCGUUAUUAGUCGCCGCUUUUGAAGGCCACUCUGAAAUCUGCGAGCUGCUACUAGAGCACGAGGCGGACAUCGAGGCGCACGACGCGCUCGGGCGCACGGCGCUGUGGGCCGCCGCGUCCGCCGGACACGCGCGCGCCGCCCGCCUGCUGCUGUUCUGGGGCGCCUGCGUCGACUCCAUGGACAGGGAGGGGCGCACUGUGCUCACUACCGCUGCUGCACAAGGCAACGUGGAAGUAGUCCGGCAGCUCCUAGACAGAGGCUUAGAUGAACACCACAGAGACAACUCCGGGUGGACGCCGCUACAUUACGCCGCUUUUGAAGGUCAUAUAGAAGUAUGCGAAGCAUUAUUAGAAGCGGGUGCUAAAGUGGACGAGGCGGACAACGAUGGCAAGGGAGCUUUAAUGUUGGCCGCUCAGGAAGGACACACGGGAUUGGUGGAGGUGCUGGUCGAUGAUUGGUCCGCGCCGGUGGACCAGCGGGCGCACGAUGGAAAAACUGCGCUCAGACUGGCGGCCCUAGAAGGCCACUUCGACACAGUACGAGCGUUAUACCAGCGCGGCGCCGACGCGGACGCGUUAGACGCAGACCGACGGAGCGCAUUAUACGUCCUAGCGUUAGACAAUCGCCUCGCCAUGGCUAGAUUCCUCUUGACUGAAUGUGGGGCGCGAGCAGAUACUACAGAUCUUGAGGGUCGGACUCCCUUACACGUGUCGGCGUGGCAAGGGCACGUCGAUAUGGUGAACUUACUUAUUAAAGUCGGCGGUGCUGACGUAGACGGGCGCGAUAGAUGCGGUCGCACCGCGCUGCACGCGGCGGCGUGGCGCGGGCGCGGCGCCGUGCUGGCGGCGCUGCUCGCGCGCGGCGCCGACACCGCCGCCGUUUGCACGCAGGGCGCCACUCCGUUAGGUAUCGCAGCUCAGGAGGGCCACGAAGAAUGCGUUUUGUGGCUGCUGCAGCACGGCGCGGACCCAUUGCAAGCUGACCAUUGUGGGCGUACUCCGGCCACGGUGGCGUGGCGCGCCGGGCACGCGCACAUCAGCCGCCUGCUGGAGCGCGCCAUGCCCCUCCAGCAGCUCCCUGCCCAGCCCGAACACACGACGCUACCGAACUCUAAAAUGCUGCGAACCGCCGGGCGGGCGCGUCCGCGGCGGCGGCGCGACGGUGCCGGCGCGUUCGAUGCUCAGCCACAGCUCCUCCCGGCGCGGGCCGGAGCGCAGCUCGGGGCGCUCGCGCACCGCCAGGCCGCGCCCGCGGCGCACCGCCACCAGCACGCCGCCGCCCCGCCCCGCGCCGUCGCCGCGCGCCGAGCACCGGUCGUGGCGAGGUUUUGUGGGGGCCCCGGCAUUCCGAUGUCGACCGUGGUGAGUGUCCGGCGCGUGCGCAUAGCCGCCAGCAGCUCGUCCUUGCGGCGGCGUUGCACGAAUCGCACGAUGACUGCUGGCUCGCGGUCCGCGCCGGCGCGCCCGGCCCCGCCGCUCGCUAAAGCGGUGAUGGUUCCAAAGCGACAAGAUUCUCCGGAGUAUAAGCGUCGCAGCACGCACAGUAAUUCAACCAAAUCGUCCGCCGGCUCCACUCGCGACCACGACCCGCCUCCCGAUCUCACACAUCAUGAUAAGCCAAAUCGAGCGAAUCUAUCGCUCUCUUUCGCGCAACAGGUCGCGCGUUGCGGCCGCAGCAGGCGCGAGAAAGAGAGGGAAAACGUGAUACCCGAACAUCAGGCGGUCGAAAAGGAUUCUAAACUUAGGAGUUACGCAGCCAACGAACGAGACGCAGAUUUACGCGGCUACGCGUGCGAGCGAGACAGACGACGCGACGAGCGCCACGGCUACCCGUGCGACAGGGACAACAUGAGUCCGCUCUACGCCUCGCCGCCGCGGAGCCCUAUCAGCGACAUUUGUAGCCCCACACAACCCACACAUGGUUCUCAACCUCCGAGUCUGACCGCGCAGCCAGUGUUGACCGACACGCACUUCAACCGCGACACGCACAUGCGUAUCAUACUGGGACGAGACACGAAGACGCAGCAAGAGCGAGAGAGUGUGGCUGCAUCCAAGAGCCGGCAGGCGUACAACAGGCUAGUGGGGAGUUUGGGGCGAGCGAGAGGGCGCAUAUUUAAGAAAACUAAGGGAAAGAGGAAUGGUAUCGUGACUAAUCCGGCAAUGCGACUUGUAGCGAAUGUCAGAAACGGACUCGACAGCGCCGCAGCCAAUAUUCGUCGCACAGGGGUAGCCCUAGCAGCGAGCGCCAGCUCAGCCAACCCAGCUGUCAAAACCAACGCCUUCCAGUGGAGGAAAGAGACACCGCUAUAAACUAAAGCGAGACAAGACCGGAAUAGAAAGUUAUGUUAAGUAGACAAAGGUUUCUAUAGGGCGCCAAAUUAACACAUUUUUUCGCGUAUGAAGGAAAGCAGCGUUAGCGUCUGACAAGUGUAGGUCCAUAGGUUUGAUGACAAAUUUUCAUUAAUUGUAUCAAUCGAUCAGGUUUGUUUUUGGGAUCAAAUGUCUAUAUGGGACCCGCAGCAUUAAAUCAAUACAAAAGUCAGAAAUGAUAGUCAAAGUCCUAUCCUAUUGUAAGUACAAAGUUUCAGAGCAAUCUAGCUAGUCGUUUUAAAAUGAGAGCGGAACUACGUUUGUAUGGAGAACCGAGCUUGCCGGGGACCCUUAAUAAUUAAGGCAAAUUAAAUGACAUCAAACGUUGACGCCAAAAUGACAUCAUCAUUUUUCAAGGGAGGAAGUACCACGAGUUUGACACUGACAUUAUCGUGUGCGUAACUUACUUUCUAUGCAUCUCGCUCGUACUGACUGUAUUAGUGCGAGCGAGAUGUAUGGAAAAUAAGUUACGCAGACGUUAGCGAAUAUGUCAGUGUGAAACUUGUGGUAGGGCUACUUGUAUCUGUACAAGUACAUACAGAAGAGCGAGAGAGCAAACGAAAUAAUGAAUCGGUAUUAUAAAUCAAAGAAAUAAAUGAGAAAAUGGUGUAAUGUUUUUGUUUAUAUUAAUGAUAUUCACAAUUAUGUCGGUCUAAGGGAAUUAUAAUAUACUAAACUAUGAUCCUAAAGACUUGGCAAAUAAGUCUCAUUACAUUUAGACUAUGAUAUUAACAAUAUUAUUAUUUGUAAGUUAUGUAAAUAUGAUUUAAUUGUGUAAGUGUAAUUUGAAUCUGAGAUAUUGUGUAAUAUUAUGAUUUUGAUAUUUUUAUAUGAUGUGACAUUCUAAUUUUUUAUGUAUUAUAGUUUGUCUAUGUGAGCCAAUUAAAUGUAAAAACUGAGAAUUAUAAAUAAAUAACACAUUUUUCGGCCCUUCGGCCGGAAAGCGUCAAUUUUCGACCCGCUGCGCUAAACAAAUUUGCCACUUUCCGGCUCAGUUGAACAGAAAAGUAGUACUUAUACACAACUCGACCAGUAAAUAAGAAAGCCUCAGAUCACAUGCUUGUUGACCUCGGCCUUGCCUCGGCCGACAAUUGCAUGUAAUCUGAGCCAUUUCUUACUUAACUGCCCUAGGUGCCCUAUUGUGUUGCAGAAAGGUUUUUGACAUAUUUUUGUAUUACAUAAUGUUACUUGGCAGAAAUGUCGUUUGGCAGAAUUACCUUUCGCAUACAGCUUUUCGCAUAAUAUUACUUUGCAGAUUUCUUUUUGCAUAAUAUUAUUUGGCAGAAAACCCUAACCUAACCCACUUAGAAAAUUCUGCCGAAUGAAUAUUAUGCGAAAUGACUAUUAUGGUGAGUAUAUAUUUAUGCGAAAGUAUCAUUCGAUUAAAAGUUUUCUGUGAUAUGUGUAUUUCUGAUAAAUAAUAUUCUGCCAGAUGCGGAUAACCCGCCCUAGAGGGUAACCCGCCCUAGGUAUGUAAUAAUAAUAUAAUAUUUAAACUUUGAUAUUUAAAACUACAAAAGCGUUCUUUAAAAAGCAAGCGUUUAAUCAUUUAAAUAUCGACCUUAUUUGUUGACAUGUAAGGUCGAUAAUGAAACACAUUAAACAAUGACGUUUACGCAUUCGUCCAUACAAAAACGAUUGUCGUAUUAGUUGCGUUUAAAAAAAAGUAUCUAAGGAGAAUUUGUAGUUUGACAAAUCGGCACGUAAAAAAACUUGGCAAAAUGGUUCCUCAUUACAAUUCACCACUUUAUGUCAAACUUAGAAAUAAAAGAGAAUGGAACCUUUUCAUCACACUCGCUCAGUAAACGUGGAAUUGCACGCAGGCUUAGCGGGAACUAUAGAAAAAGCAUUUUCCCUACGGAGUUAUGAAGUUUCUGCUACCGUAAUUGACAGUUUUUUGUCUUUAUACUUCAUUUUUGUAUCGCAAGUGUGAUGAAAAACAUUGUGUGUAACUUAGGGCGUAAUAAUAUCGCAAACUCGAGUCUAUAAAUCGCUCCGAUAAGCCGUAGCGAUUUAACUAUACUCUCGUUUGCAAUAUUUAACUUACGUAACGUAACCAAAAAUGCUAAAUAAACAAUUUUGUCUGUUUUGUAGGAUGAUUUAAUACGGUGCUUCGUUUUGAUAUAACGUUUUUAAUGUAAUGCAAUGUUUCACAUAAUGUAACAUUUGAUAUAAUAUCCUCCUAACCAUACAAAUGAAAAAUCCAAAAUUUGCUACCAAUAUUUGAAUAGUGUAGGAAAUAGAGCUGAUUUUUGUCUUGUAAAAUUUAACGGAAUAACCCAAAUGCUACUCUGUUUUAAUUAUAUAUGAUUUAAAUUUCAUCGAAUUGAAUAAGUACUAUGUAUACUUAUAGACAGGAUAGUGAGCAUAAGGAGGAUAUGAGACUUAUAUCUACUAGAUAUAAGGUGAAUUUCAUUUAAGACAACAAAAGUAGAAACACUAAUGCCAAAUUUUAUGUGAAAAAACUUUAUAUCAAAAACGAUGCACCCAUGACUGUAUUUAUAAUACUCUCAAUCUAAAUCUAUAGUUAGAUAAAAACGUCCGUAGUGACUAAGUUUGCUCGGUUAGGCUAAAUUUUCUUAAGGAAAAUUUACUUUUAACUCGAUUUAAAAAUAUAUAGUAAAUUUAGUGUUAAAUUAAAUGACAAUCAGUUAAAACUUGAAAAUGCACGCUACGAUUUUUAUUUAAGUCUUUGAAAUAUCUUAAGACAUUCUACCUUCCGUCUAUAGAUUCACGGUUGAUUUCAGCUUGAGACUUUUUGUCAAAAAAGCUUGAUACGUUUAUGACUUCCAUAGCAAACGUGUGCAAAUUAAUUUAGAAAGCUACGUACAGUUGAUCUUCGCCGAACUUGGCAAAAAUUAAUACCAAGGGGCGCCGUAAGUCCUUAAGGGCGUCCGCUAGAUGGCGCGGUUGCUCGAAGCGGGUGUGCGGGUUUACGAAAUAUGAAAACGUAGUAUGAGCAUUGCUGAGUGGUGCGUGGUGGAUUACUGAAUAAAUGAUAUGAUAUGACGCGUGCGACGGAUUUCACCUAAAAUGGCACCCGCGUGCGUGCGCCCGCUCCGUGAACCCGGGCCACUCAAGCCAGUUAGCGGUGGCCGAGUGGCCUAGGCAACUGCCGCGAAUGCAGAGUACACUGGUUCAAUGCCAGCCCUGGGCACUGGAGGCCUUGGUCACUUUCUUUCGUUUAUGACAUUUCAGUUAAUAAAAAAGUUGUUUUAAGUUAUUAAAGUUAUUGAAAAAUAUACGUAGCUAAAUGGUACGGUAGCAUUCCUAAGGUUAGAGCUAAAAUACAAAACAGAAUCCAGUGGAUUGAUCCCAAAAAUAGUACAAUAACCAUACAAAUGUGAUCUCAGAAAUGCGAACAAAAUAGACAUUCUGGUUUAAAAAAAUGUGCAUUUAAACGUAAUAUUAUGGUAAACUAGUCCCUUUGGCCGGGUCUGUACUGACCGAACGACUGUCCGGUCGGUGUAAACCCGGUUUGUGUAGAUAUGGUGUUUCUAUAGAUUUUAAGACACAAUACAUACUUUUACUUAUCUAUAAAUUCUCAGAAAUAACAUCUAAAAGAAUUAAAAUUAAAGUCUAUAGAAACACCAAAACAUUCUGAUGUUUAUACACAAGUUAAUAUAUGGCAAUAUGUAUUAAUAUGUAAUUUAGGUAAUAAAUAAUAAAUUUAGUAGGGUUUUGAAAUUUUAAGAUGGCAACACCAACUUUAGUAUACGCGUGUAUAAUUUAACAAAAUGGUUACUAACACUAACGCAAUAUUAGCGGAUAUAUGCAAAAAUAUAUUAUCACUUCAAAAUUUAAACAAUUAACAAGAUACCUCAAUGUCCUCAAUAUAGAAUCGGUACUUUUUGGUUUUCUUAUUUGCUUUGCUUCCAAUGUUUUCUUUAGUGACAAAAGUAUAUCGUUUUAUGUAAACCAAUACGGGUAAUUGCGGCCUUCACAUUGAGGCAUAUUUACACAAGGAUUAGUGUUUAUUGCGUUUCAUACUUGCGUUUAGUGACAAAUGUAUGAACUCGUACUAAACAGUAAUCAAUGUGUAAACAUGCCCCGGUGUGAAACCCAGUUACACUUAUCCCGCAGGUACACUUACCCGUAUAAACCAUUUUAGAGGCCCCAACGGGCAUAUAAAAAAUUAUAUUCAAAUUAAAUAUAUUCUCAGUAGUUUCAAAAAGCAAUAUAAUUUUAAUAAUAAUAUUCAAUGAAUAAUUUUACUAAUAGUUUUGAAUAUUAUACCACAUUAACGAAUUCACCUCAUAAUAGGUUUAUUACAUUUAAAGUAAUUUUAAAUAUUAUGUGAAAGAAAAUUAGGUGAAAGUCAUUUUAAAUUUAACACAGUAUUGUUCGAGGCACUAAUGUUUAGGAGAAAAGAGGAAAAAUUAUAAAUGUAAUGACUUCUUUAUUAUAGAAAGGUUUCUCAACAAUAUUCUAGAGACGACUAUGCUUGAUAAAUAACUAACAAUAGAAAAUAGUUAUUCAUUCAUUCAUUCAUUUCAUUUAUUUAUUUCUUUAACAAUAAUGCAUUUGUUAUACAAGGGUGUAAAGUUGUUGUUUUACUCUCGCGCUAAUAUUGAUAUCCGAGCAAGCUAGAUUCUAAAAAGUGGAAUCUUGAGCGUUGCGAGGGUUUAACAAACUUUGCUACCGAGUAAAACAAACUUUUUCACCACACGAACCCAAGGAAAAUACUAACAACUGUAAAACUGUAAACAGAUUUAAUUGAAAAAUGAACGAUUUGUCAGUCAACAAUAAAACAACAUAUAACUCUUAAAUAUAGUUUAAUUCACCAACACAACGUUUAAUAUAAUCAUUUAGUUCUAAUUUAGAAGAAAACGGGGGCGUUUCAAUCAAUGUUAGCACUUAAAAUAAGAUAAUGCAGAAGUCAUUGCUAAUAAAAAUUAGAAUUUUAAAAAUUCUCAAUGGUAUAGUUGUGGUAGUGUUUCGGCGUAAGAUUAAAAAUCGAAUUAAAUUUAACUACAUUUUUGAGGCUGAAUCUUGAUCGAGUUUGAAUUUCGUGUCAUAAAAAUUGAGGCUAGGAUACUUUUUUAUAUUUUAUUUAAAUAUACAAAACCGCGAUCUAUAAUAAAGGGUUGACUUGCUUUAAAAGCGGUUCGUGACAUCUGUUUUUAUUUUAAAAUCGUAGUUAUACAUUUUUAGUGUACAGAGUUUUCAAGAUUAUUCGUCCCUAGAUGAAUAUUUUGAAUAAUUAUUCAUUUGAUUAACUAGAUGUAUCUAGCAAGGGGAUACAUACACAAAUAUAACAAAUACUAUACCUAUCUCAUGUAUAUUGUAUUUUUAGUAUCACAAAAAGUAUCAAGAUAUGUCACUCUGUCUAAGAAAAGUGAUUUUAAAAUAUCUGUUUUGAAAUACAUAGUUGAAAGUUAUACUCAUUUUAUGAUUAAAAUGUUGUCAUAAUUUUCCCUUGCUAUAAAAAUCGCUUCGAAACCUCAAUUUCACAGGCGUACUAUAAAAUAUCUUGAUAGUUUUUGACGCUAAAAUGUCAAAUUAUUUUUUGUAUGAUAGUUGUGAAUCAAUUCUUGCUAAUCUCCAGUCAAUAUUUUUUAGUUUUUUUUUUUUAAUUAUUUUUAAUGAUUUGCCGUGUGGGUCAUAUUAAUAUAUAUAUAUGACUUUCAUACAAAAAUCGUCGCAUAUAGCGUAUUAGUUUACACUUAUUUUGUAAAAAUAUACUAAUAUUUAUUUAUUGAUUUUUGGCCGCGUGAUAUUAUAUUCUAAAAUCUAAUGUAACGUUCAUAAUAAUAUGAUUAUGAUGCGUUUAAGAUUUGUUAAAUACACAGUAAAAUAGGUAAAAAAUAUACUUGUCGCAUUAUACCAAUUAAAAUUAUACGAAACGAUACAUUAGGUUAAAAAAUAUUAUGUCAAAUUACGUGCCCAAUGUCGUGCAAUUUUAAAAAGUUUACGAAUUAAAGCCAAUGUUAACGCUGUCGCCUAGACGAGGCAUGCUAUCCUUAUCGCACCUAUGCAUUGGAAAAGGACAACAUUUAUACACAUCAGCCAGGUGCAAGUUAUAUUACAGAAUUUUUGAGCCAACAGCGGCAGAAUAUACAUUUAAAUCCAAUAUUUAUAAUAUUUUUUAGUCUAAAUAUUUGCCAUAUAAAAUAAUAAAAACUAUUUUUGUCAAAAGUUUAGGUCAAUCAAUCAAUUGUUUAUUGCACUAUGGUAAAAUCAAGAGGUCAUCAUAAUUAUGCCAAAUACUGGCAGUCUUGUUUACUCUUUGACAUUUCUAUUGAAUGCUAUUUCGGUUUGAUAUUUUGGGCGUAUUUUGUCGUCUAUAUCAAAGAGAAUAGGGAAUAUUACUGCAAUGUUCUGCCACCAGAGUGCAGGACUAGCCUUUUUAGUAAAUCAUAGAGUAACUUAUACAUACUGUACCUUUAACAGGUUUUUGACAAGUUUUCAGAGAUAAUAAAAUAUGACGUUGAUGCAUCAAGGCGGUUUGCUUACAGAUGACCUACCGGGAAACGCGAAUCCGAAAAUUCGCCAUCUGCCUCUUUAUCGCUCGAAUAUGCAAGAGUGACAGAGAUGUUAGAUAAAGAAAUUUUCUUGUUUCACGAUAGACCCUCAUAUUGUGGUAGUGGCGCCCUGGCGCACCCUACGCAGUUUCGCGUAAUACUCCCUAAGACAUAGUGCUCACUCCAUACAUCGGUUUUGUUAGCAAAAAGACUAUUAUUUUCGUAGUCUACAUCUAGCGUUAAGUAGCGGAACUAUCAGUACUGCUGCAGCCCACAGGAGUUAUAUCUAUCUUUGCCACAGGCUUGGUUCGUAAACUUUCUAUUUGCACAUUUGUGUGAGUUUGGUGACAUUGUGAUUUAGAUUAUGAUUUGUUUGCGUUGAAUCUUGUACGAAUAUAGCGUAGGUGGUGCCGUGAUGUUGUGAAGAAAUAUAUUGAAAUAUAUAUAAUUUCUCUUA
Molecule: messenger RNA, 13366 nt
Organism: Cydia strobilella
Lineage: Eukaryota; Metazoa; Arthropoda; Insecta; Lepidoptera; Tortricidae
Product: ankyrin repeat domain-containing protein 50
Exons: 46
Coding region: 44-6385 (2113 amino acids)
Molecular function (GO): protein binding
Source: RefSeq, a predicted model, not a curated record